ACUAACGGUGUUCGAUCAGGGUGCAAAGCCAAAAAGGUGGUUUUAACCUUAACGCUGAUCCUUAAAUCUGUCAUCGCAACCAUUGACGACUGCAGCGCUUUCGACGAAACAUCAUCCCCACUGCACCCUCAAUUGCAAUUGCGAUUGAGAUUUAGUUGUCACUUGGUGAAUUCGCGUCUCAUACCAGCUCCAAUUCGGUUUCACUCGGUCCAACCACCACUCAUCCACACGUCGAUCCAUCAGCGUCACCAGCGGGUGCCCGUUCCCGGCCCCAUCAACCAGAAUGAUCUGUCUCUCCAAAGCAGACGAAUUCGUCUUCAGGCAUCUGUCUUGGAACCAGAGCCCUUCGCCCCUGGCCGCCGCCCAGACGACGCGUCAGGAUCUUAACGGCAUCGCCAACCUCCGCGAGCAUGUUGACGCCGACCAAGAUGAUGGCAGCGGAGGCUGUAGCGGAGGAUCGCUAGGCACUGGUGAUGAAAAGAAUCAUCUGGGGAUCCAACCUCCUGAGCCCAGCCACGGAGAGCUGGCAGAUGCGAGACGACUGUCCCGCUCUGCAGGAUUGUCCUCGUGUCUGAAGACGGUUGAUGGUGGUGAUGACCAUGACCGUCUUUCCCGAGGCACGGCCCCGUCGUGUCUCUCUCGCGUCUGGAGCUGGGCCGCCUGGGUUCUCUCUGUUCUUGUUGUUUCUUCGAUUAUCUCGUCUUGGAAUUCUCCCAAUCCCGUUGCCGUCUCGUCGCCUCUCGUUCAGCGAUCCUUGCCCCCAGUCCAAGCCUCUCCCCUCCGUAAGAGGUCCACCUGCGAUGCUGGGGGCGUAAACAAGAAUGAUUACAACACCGGGCUCCAUGUCGCGGCUUUGUUCAUCAUCUUGUGUGUAUCGACACUUGCUUGCGCCUUUCCCAUCUUGGCUGUCAAAUUCCCGGGUCUGAGAAUUCCAAACCGUUUCUUUUUUGCCGUCCGUCACUUCGGUACUGGCGUCCUCAUCGCCACGGCCUUCGUCCACUUGCUUCCCACAGCCUUUAUUUCCCUGGGCGACGCGUGCCUGGGCGGCUUUUGGACUAGCGACUAUCCUGCGAUUCCUGGUGCCAUUGCCCUGGCGGCUAUUUUCUUCGUCACCAUUAUCGAGAUGGUCUUUCAUCCUUCCCGGCACCUUCCUACCAACCAGAUGGGCCCUUCCUCGGGUGAUGCCCCCUCCGACGACGAACCUCGCAACCACGGUGGCUGCAUGGGGAGUGUCGGUAUGCUUCCAGUCCGCGACAUGGGCCCCCUCCGCGGCCGGGCCUCGAGCAUCGGUCACGGCUUGACCAACUUGAACAACCGGGAGAUGCCGGAGGUUGCCGAUGGAAACGAGACUGGCGGCCAGGAGGAUAGCACUCAGCCGCGACGAAAGCAGAGUUUCGAGGAGACAAGCCUUGAGAGCGUGCAUGUGAUUUUGACUCCAGAGCAGAAGCAGCGUAAGGAGCUUCUUCAAUGCGUCCUUCUCGAGCUUGGUAUUCUGUUCCACAGUGUCUUCAUUGGGAUGGCUCUAAGUGUAUCGACUGGGAACGAAUUCAUCAUUCUCCUCAUUGCCAUUGUCUUUCAUCAGACUUUCGAAGGUCUAGCACUCGGUUCUCGAAUUGCGAGCAUCAAGUGGCCGAAGGGCAAGAUGCAACCCUGGUUCAUGGCACUUGCAUACGGCUGCACAACUCCCCUUGGCCAAGCUCUCGGUCUGGCUACUCACACCCUCUACAGCCCCGGCUCUGAAGUGGGCUUGAUCAUGGUGGGAGUGAUGAACGCCAUCUCCGCCGGUCUGCUUACCUUUGCUUCUCUGGUCGAGCUGCUCUCGGAGGAUUUCUUGAGCGAUGAGAGCUGGCGUGUUCUCCGUGGAAAGAAGCGAGUCUACGCCUGCCUCCUCGUCUUCUUUGGUGCCUUUUUCAUGAGCCUUGUCGGUGCAUGGGCUUAGGUGCCAUGCCGCCAAUGGGUCUGAAUUAACGCCUACUGCCUGGCAAACGCUGUACAUGAGGCCUGCCGAUGUGGACAUACCAGUUACUUGAUGGCCGAGCACAUGGCUUUGAUCUUGAUAUAGGAGCCUUCUUCUUCUCUUCUAUCGUCGGAUCCGGAUCCGCCUCUGCUGAUCUGGACCGACCCUUUCUGCAAACCUACCCAGGUUACCCCUCCACCGCGCGCUCCCUCUCGCAACACAAUGCGAAGGGUCUGAAGAAUAUUUUACAUCUUCUUCACUUUAUGUAACGACAUUUCCAAUAUGUGUUGCAUCAAGCUUGAUAUUUCACACAUAGAUAGCUAUCUACAACUAGCAAAUUGACGCUCAUUUUAUACAAACGAUUA
Ilyonectria robusta is the source of this 2322-nucleotide messenger RNA. RefSeq names its product ZIP zinc transporter-domain-containing protein. Bases 284 to 1939 code for a protein of 551 amino acids. The record is from RefSeq and is a predicted model, not a curated record. The transcript is spliced from 4 exons. Gene Ontology annotation, molecular function: zinc ion transmembrane transporter activity. NCBI's taxonomy places the organism in Eukaryota, Fungi, Ascomycota, Sordariomycetes, Hypocreales, Nectriaceae. Gene Ontology annotation, biological process: zinc ion transmembrane transport. Gene Ontology annotation, cellular component: plasma membrane.